AUGCUUUCAUCACCGUCGGCAGUCGUCGUACCAAAGGAGAGUUCGGUUAAAGAAUUUGACUUUUUUGAGGCUCUCUCCAUCACACCUCAGAAAGAUCCCUUCUCAAUAGACGACGAAGAGUUUCUCUCGUUGCCUGGCACUAUUCGCACGCCAAUCACACCAAAAUCAGUUCCUCUGGCGACGACGCCACUGUCUAAAGCCUCGAGCGCCACUAACAUCAACUCUUCUUCAGGCCUGCACGCGCCUGUCAAACAGCCCGCAAAAAUGUCUCGCCAGUUGCCCAAAGCCCAUACAAGAUGCUCUGACCUUUGCCACAAUGUUGCGGCUAGUGGAGAUCGAACCUCUGUCCGCAUGCUCGAAUACCUCACCACGGUCAAGCAACUUUCGCCUAAUGUCGAUCGAUUGGCUCAUUUGUUCCUCGAUACCUGCCAGAUUCUCUUCUCAAUCGAAGCUGGCCUUGGAGAAUGUGGACGCUCGACCCCAGAGUUGCCGCCUGACGUUAUCUCGGAAUUGGACAAGAAAUUACGAGUUGCUCAAUCUGACUUCAAUAUUCUCGAUGAAAUGCUUAGCAAACUCCUAGAAUAUGAACGCAAAGGCAAGAUGGGAAAGAUGAGGCGUGGCUGGGGCAAGAUAUUUGGUGAUACAGACAUCGACAAAAUAACGGCAAUUCUCGAACGAACAAAGGAAGGCUUGAAGAUGAGUGCGCUGCUCUUCCAGUGGACACUAGGCACCGAACGAAUUGAACGCGGCAUGGGCAUCGGAUACACAGGGCUCGCAGCGGCGUUGAACAGACUGGAUGAUAACUCUGGACGUGUGAAAACAAAGGCUUCCGAGCCGGACAUGUCGCGUCAUCGCCCGUCUCCUCUUGGCCACGGGCAUUUGUCUGCCGAGGGACAGCAUCAGCAAAUGCAAGCAUCUCCAGCCGCAUGGAGCGAAAGAUCCUCUUCUCGUAGACCCGAUUCCAGCUUGGCGAAUAAGCCAUUUCCAAAUUCGCGCGGUCCAUCAGACGAUAUCCUUCAUCAUUACAGCAUUACCACUCCGAGCUCGAUUAUCUCAAACGAGAGAGUCAAUUCGGGCAUUGUUGCAGCGUUUGAUCGAGCCAGCACGAUUGGAGACACGUCAUCCCAUACUGGAUCAGCAGAGUCAGAUGCCCUUUUGGAAGAGUUGGCUGGCAUGGAUCUUGGACAGUCCAAGGCCCUACGUCUGAAAGUUGACCCUUUCACGAUGCCCCGCUGGACCCCUCGUAGCACAGCAGGCUCGGAUGCCGAAAACCUGAGGGGCAGUAUCAUUUCUGCUGUUCGAGGAAAAAACCAUAAACUAAUUGAGCAGUUGCUGGAUAGAGGAGUGUCUCCUGCAGCGGCGCUGACAGAGGCUGUCAACCUCCUUGAUGCCGAAAGUAUCCGGCUCUUACUUCUUUUCGGGGCCGAUCCUAACGAGGCAGAUGGCGAUGGCAUCACGCCACUUUUUGCGGCAGUUCAAAAGAUGUUCUUUUCGGGAGCAGUCACCCUCCUAAAGUAUGGAGCGGACCCCAAUGCUUUGGUUGGCCUAGAACUGGAGUCUCCUCUAUCAUCUGCCAUUUCUACUCACAAAGUUAGCUUGACACAUCUCUUAUUGAUGUAUGGAGGUGAUCUAUCUCACAGCACCUCCAAUGGCAACACGCUGUUAAUCGCAGCUAUCAACAAGAAAACCCCAAAGAGAAUGAUUGAUCUUCUUCUCCAUUAUGGCGUGGAUCCAAAUGAGAAGAACAGAGAAGGGAAAACAGCGCUCUUUGAAGCGAUUAGCUCCUCUCGAGUGGACAUCACGGGCAGCCUUUUGACUCAUGGGGCGGAUCCAAACCUCCCUGGACCCAAGCACAUGCUGUGGCCGGCAACAUACCAGACGCCCUGUCUUCAACUACUUCUUAACCACGGUGCAGACUAUAAGAAAUGCCCUGGCAUUAUGGAACUGGCAACUAGUAUCAAUAACAUCGAAUCAGUGCGCGUGCUUUUGAAAGCCGGUGUCGACCCCAAUGCCAAAAAAGACGGUGUUUAUACUCCUCUUUGCACAUCCAUCCGAGACAACCGAAUGGACAUAUUUCAGCUGCUGCUGAGCAGCGGCGCAGAUCCAAAUGUCAGUGCUAGCGAGUAUCCGGCCUUCAAAUGCGUGACACACAACCGCGUCCACCUCUUGCCUGCGCUUGUCACUGCUGGCGCGGACCUGCACUCCCCCAAGGGAAUACUAGAGACUGCAGUUAGCUCAAACAACAUGGAGGCGUUAUUGUGGCUACUAGACCAAGGCCUCGACCCAAAUGAGAGGAAUCCCAAGGGAGCGUCCCCAUUGACAAGCGCCAUUCGAGAGAGCCGGAUGGAAAUGAUAGACGCCUUGAUCGCCAGAGGAGCCGAUCCCAACAAGCGCGGACAAGAUUGGCCGGUAUGCAUGGCUGUGCGGAAUCCGUUGAUACUUAGGCGCAUCCUGUCGGUGCUUGCCGAGCCACGCGCUUAUAAAGGCGUCAUGGAAAUGGCUGUGGCCGCCAACCAGAUCGAGUCUGUCAAGUUACUGUUGGCAGCGGGUGUUUCGGUGGAGGAUAAGAACGGUGGUGUUUUCUCUCCAUUAACCACAGCUAUUCGCGAGGACUUGAAGGAAAUGGUUCAUUUCCUCAUCAAUGACGGCCAUGCCGACCUGAACGCUCCCGGCGAGCAUCUUCCCAUUGUCAAGGCAGUCAGAAGAUGCCGCGGUGACGAUACGGAGAUUCUCGAAAUGCUUCUUGAGAAGGGCGCCGAUCCAAAUAAAAUCUACAGGGGCUGGAACGCCUUUAUGCAGGCCGUUGAAAAUGGCGACAUGAGGAUUUUAAAGCUAUUGAGCAGCAAAUUCAGCGUUGAUUUGGAGGCUAAAGAUGACCAGGGACGGUCAGUCAUUGAUAUCGCGUCUUCUCGAGGCUGGGAAGAAGCGGUCAAUAUACUUCUUGAGGGUAAUUUUAGGCUUUAG
Molecule: messenger RNA, 2964 nt
Organism: Trichoderma gamsii
Lineage: Eukaryota; Fungi; Ascomycota; Sordariomycetes; Hypocreales; Hypocreaceae
Exons: 1
Coding region: 1-2964 (987 amino acids)
Molecular function (GO): protein binding
Source: RefSeq, a predicted model, not a curated record